This is a messenger RNA of Drosophila novamexicana, 1328 nucleotides long. RefSeq names its product activating signal cointegrator 1 complex subunit 1. The transcript has 4 exons. Gene Ontology annotation, molecular function: RNA binding. The record is from RefSeq and is a predicted model, not a curated record. Gene Ontology annotation, cellular component: nucleus. Bases 146 to 1201 code for a protein of 351 amino acids. Gene Ontology annotation, biological process: regulation of DNA-templated transcription; DNA alkylation repair. Lineage: Eukaryota; Metazoa; Arthropoda; Insecta; Diptera; Drosophilidae.
GCAGUAUAGACGACAGCACUAAAGUUAUCGAAAGAAAGCUCAUCCCUGACAUAAGCAAUUCAAAAACAAUUUCAAUUUUUGAGUGUUUCCUGAUUAACUGUACGAACGAGACAAUUGAAAAUUUUUAACAUAUUUUGUUGCAAUAAUGAGUCGAAAUGUCUUAGCACCUCCGACUCAACGAAUGAGCCACAACCGAAACUAUCGCGUUAACAUUGUUCACGACGAUUUUGGUGGCAGCAAGUGGAACUCGGCCAAUGAGAAGGCUGUCAAAGGCUACGAAGAACCCGAUCUAUACGCCGAUGACGAUUACGAGGAGGAUGGCGCCGAAUGUAAUAUUGAGGAGCUGCCAAAUGGCAGCUACAAACUGGCGCUGCAUGUGCCCAAAUCCUUCUAUGGUGGCCUGAUUGGCUUCAAGGGCUCCACAAAGCGUCGCAUUGAAUCUGAAACUCAGACGGAGAUUUACGUGCCUCGCCACAAUGAGACGUCUAGUGAUUUAAUUAUCCAGUCCAGCGAACGCAGCAAUGUGUGUGCCGCUCUUCGCAAAAUACGGCUACUCAUUGAUUCGCUGCGCAAGCGCAUGAGGGCAACUCAUUUUCUGGCUGUUCCAUUAAACAAGGGCGAAGUGCAGAAUCGUUUCAUCGAGUUAAAGCAAAGCAUUUUAGAUGCACAGCUGCCAGGCAUCGACGAGGAGCUAUUCAUAUCAGAGCGCUGCAUCCAUAUCACCUUGGGCGUCUAUGUGCUCCUGGAUGAUGCUGAACGCAAAGAAGCCGUUAAUAUGCUGCAAACCUGCCGGCAAUGGCUGGUUGAUUUAAAAACGCCCUUUGAGAUAAAAGUAAAAGGCCUGGAAAUUAUGAACGAUGAUCCCAGCUCGACCAGAGUGCUAUACGGUACUGUGGAGGCACCAGAGCUGCAGGAGUUUGCUGACAAAUGCCUGAAGCAUUUCCAAACCACCGGCCUCUGUGCCACCGACAACAACGAACGCGAUAGCAUUAAGCUUCACAUGACGGUACUGAACUGUCGUUAUCGUAGGGAGAAACUGAACAAGAAUGAUCGCAACGCCUUCGACGCACGCGAGAUUCUUAAACGUUUUGGAGACUAUGACUUUGGCACGACUCAGUGCAAUGAAGUCCAUAUGUGUGUGCUCAAUUCGUCCAAGGAGGUCGAUGACUUCUACAAGACCACGGGCAGCCUGAAAUUCUAGGCAGUCGUUAUAUGGCGACCGGAUGCAAAUAUUUAUCAAUUCCAGAAGUUUCGUAUCAAACAUUUCUUUUAUAUAAAGUCAGAAUACAAAUAUACUGUACAGUGCAGGCCAACUGAACUGAACUGAA